Messenger RNA from Oreochromis aureus, 9672 nucleotides. It is a transcript of the gene rbms3, whose product is annotated as RNA binding motif, single stranded interacting protein. The transcript has 14 exons. The record is from RefSeq and is a predicted model, not a curated record. NCBI's taxonomy places the organism in Eukaryota, Metazoa, Chordata, Actinopteri, Cichliformes, Cichlidae. The coding region runs from base 1231 to 2478 and encodes 415 amino acids. Gene Ontology annotation, cellular component: ribonucleoprotein complex; nucleus; cytosol. Gene Ontology annotation, molecular function: mRNA 3'-UTR binding; poly(U) RNA binding; poly(A) binding.
AGGAGAGCGAGAUAGAGAGACAGAGAGAGAGCAAGAGAGAGAGGCUGAGAGACUGUGUAAUAGAGAAAGCGCACGCGAGAGAGAGAGAGAGAGAGAGAGAGAGCAGCUGUGUGACAGAGAGAAAGAGAAUGAGGCAGGGUGCUUAGAGGAGUGAGAGAGCCAAGGAAGAAAUAAGGAACACAUUUUACAAGAGCAGAAAGAGGGAGGAUCGCAGACGAGGGACUCCUUCUCCACUGGGCACCCGGGACACUGUCACUGUGGGGGCUUUUUUCACUCAUCUACUAGCUGGAACUCAGUGGAUUGAAUAACCAACCGGUGGAUUUUUUUUUAAAAAUAUAUGCUUGUGUCACAUCAUUUAGAAACUGGGAUCUUUUCUGUUAUCUGUCCUCCCGCUGGCUCAACCGUUACGGACUGAAAUUGCUUUGCGUGUCUGUUCAGCUCUCGUGUUGUGACUCUGCUCCUUGCACAAAGUGCAUCUGACGGCGCUGAGGAUAUCUCCCCUCUGUCAAACAGGACAGCACGCAGCCAUCGUCGAAUCAGACAGAGGCAAGAGAGAAAGUGUGUGUGUGCGCGUAUAUGUAAGAGAGGGAAAGAGAGAGCGAGAGGGGCAGCUAGAGAGAGAGUCAGAUUCACAGUGUUUGAGAGAGAGAGACAGAUUAAAGCCCAGGCAAAAGACUGGAGUGAAACAGCUUAAAUAGAGAAGUGAACGUAUACGUCCUUUCCCGUUUUCCUUACCAUUCCUUUCCUCCUCCUCUCCUCCUCCUCCUCUUCUCCCAUUUUCCAACAUUUAUUGGACUGCCAGAGCUACUGCCACCUGCACCUCCUCGCGUCUUCUCUUUCCUCUUCUUCCUCUACCUCACCCUUAUUAGGCGUUAAUAUCCGACAGCAGCCUCUGUAAAACACGCCUGUCUUGCUUCUAGCACUUGUGGAAAUAUUUGCAUUGAUCCAAGAGUGUGAGACUGAGUGAGCAUCUGCCUCGGUACUGAUUCCCUGGACCGGUAAGACACAGUUCGUCAGGAGCUUCCUCAUCAGAGGCAGACCUUCUCCCAGCCACUGUCCGACACGCAAACCCUGCUUUUCCCUGGAGGGAUCAGCGAGUGACACAGCGGUGCGGAUAGCAAAGACAGGAAUUGCACAGUCCCUUCAUUGCCUCUAUCCUAUUGCUAGCUACUUGGCAGCUCCCGCCCCCGUGUCACCAUUCCCUGCCUCAGUGCUAAGGAUUCCAGCUACAUGGGCAAGCGAUUGGAGCAGCAGCCAAUGUACCCUCAGUACACCUACUACUACCCCCACUAUCUCCAGACCAAGCAGCCCUAUGCUCCACCCCCUCAUCCCAUGGCUCCUCCCAGCCCCAGCACCAACAGCUGCAGCCAGGGAGGGGCGGAGCAGCUGAGUAAGACCAACCUGUACAUUCGAGGCCUGCCACCUGGGACCACCGACCAGGAUCUCAUCAAACUCUGCCAACCAUAUGGGAAAAUAGUGUCAACCAAGGCCAUUCUGGAUAAGAACACUAACCAGUGCAAAGGAUAUGGCUUUGUGGACUUUGACAGCCCAGCUGCAGCACAGAAGGCCGUGUCAUCUCUCAAAGCCACUGGGGUGCAGGCCCAAAUGGCCAAGCAACAAGAGCAGGACCCCACCAACCUGUACAUCUCCAACCUGCCAGUGUCUAUGGAUGAGCAGGAGCUGGAGAAUAUGCUGAAGCCUCUGGGUCACGUCAUCUCCACAAGGAUACUUAGGGAUGCCAACGGGGUCAGCAGAGGAGUCGGCUUUGCCAGGAUGGAGUCUACAGAGAAAUGUGAAGUAGUGAUACAGCACUUCAAUGGAAAAUACCUGAAAACCCCACCAGGCAUUCCAGCUCCCACGGAGCCUUUGCUGUGCAAAUUUGCCGAUGGAGGGCAGAAGAAACGCCAAAGCCAGAGCAAGUACCCUCAGAAUGGAAGGCCGUGGCACAGAGAAGGCGAGACUGGCAUGGCGUUAACAUAUGAUCCUGCUGCAAUGCAGAAUGGGUUCUACUCCUCGCCUUACAGCAUCGCCACCAACCGCAUGAUCGCACAGACCUCCAUCACGCCCUUCAUCGCUGCUUCCCCCGUUUCCACAUAUCAGGUCCAGAGUACGUGGAUGCCUCAUCAACAAUAUGUUAUGCAACCUACAGGUGCAGUGAUCACGCCAGCCAUGGACCACACUAUGUCCAUGCAGCCUGCCAAUAUGAUGGGCCCUCUCACUCAGCAGAUGAACCAUCUGUCCCUGGGCACUACAGGAAGUUACAUGACUGCUGCAGCCGCCGCGGCGCCUAUGCAAGGGACCUACAUUCCCCAGUACACUCCUGUGCCUCCAACCGCUGUCCCUGUCGAAGGAGUGGUGACAGACGCUUCACCCCAGACAGUGGCUCCUUCAUCACAGGAGGUGGCUGGCCAGCAGCAACAGAUCCAGGUGGACAGUGCUACUGACCAUGUUCCUGCUUACUCAUACCAGUCCAAAUAGCAACGGCCUGAGCGAAUGUUCCUGUGACAGCGUUGCCUUGAGACAGAAGGUGGCUGCACUGUGAAUGUGAGGAGAAAGAGAGAAGAAAAGAGAUUGCUUCCAGAUUGCCCAGGCACCAAAAAAAAAAGAGACACUUUUUUCAUUUCCUACCUGGCCUACAAGAAAAAAAAAAUCAAGAAGGAGGCAAAGAUUGCUGAGGAAGGGGAUGGGGAAAAUUGCUGGGCACAGUGCAAAGAAGUGAAUUUGUUUAGUCUGGGAACCUGCCUGAAGGGGCUGGGCUGAAGCUUGAAAAGUUUCUCAAAGAAAAUUCUCAAAGAAUUGAAACAAAACAAAGAAAAAGUACAAAAAAAAAAGAAAAAAAAUGCGAAAAUUCGAAAAAAAAAAAAAAAGGUUGAAUGCGCAGGUAGGUGAUGAAGUUUAUUUUGUAAUUAGAAAAGGGGAGUCAAGUUUGAGAUACACACAGAGAUUGUCUUCCUCAGAUAUUAAGCUACAGUUUCUUUUCUGUCUUUUUAUGUUCUAGUGUUAAAUCUUAGUUUUCUAGAUAUAUUCGAAAAACAAGGUGUUUUUUUUUUUCUCCCUUCUUUCUUGAAUCUUCAUGGCCUUAAUUUGAAGGGCGCCAGAAACUUUUUACAGAGAUUAAGUCUGACGUCAUGUUGAGAGGAAAAGAAAAAAAAAAAAAAAAAAAGCUAACAAAAACAGUCUCUUGGACCACUUGGAGGGUACAAGACACUAGAUGAAUUGUUCUAAAGAGGAAAAAAAAAAGAAUCUAUCACAUAAGCUGUACAGAUUUAAUAGAGAAGAGCUUUUUUUUCUUUUCUUCAUUAGAAGAAAACUUUGAUAAUUAUUAUGUCAGAGGUAACUAAGUGUCAGAAGUAAACAAAUGUCUGUCGUGGGGGUGGGAGACUCUGGGCGGGUGGUUGGGCGGGUGGGGGCGAAGCUUUGAAGAGAUUUUUCACAGUGAGGAAAAAAAAGAAAAAAGUAAACAUUAGAAAACAUGCUGCAGUCCUGCAGGAUGCAGUCUGCUGCAAAUGCUGAACUUGUUUUUUAUCGUCAUUAUUAUUUUACAUGGCAACGUUGCUGUCGAUGACAUUAGUGCUUUUUAUCUGCCACAUUUUACCUUUUUUAUGAGCUUUAAAGAUGUUUUUAGCCCGCUUUGCUUGUCACACUGCAAAAAAAAACUCACAAAAAAAAGGAGGAAAAAAAAUAAAUAAAAUGAGCAGGAGGAAAACAAAAAACUACAGAGAAAAUUCUGGCAGUAAAACAAAAAAAAAAACAACAACGUUAGAUUCAGUAGGAGCUUAUGGUUUAAACCAAUCAGUGCAAAAGCAAUAGAAAGAAAUUGUUGACAAUUUCUGUAGUCUUUCCUAGUUGUGGAUCAAAUGCAGCCCAUGGAUGGCCAUUUUUAUACCAAAGAUGAAGAGACACUCUGAACCAGAGUUUAGUUUUUGUUUUAUUGUUUCCUUUUGUUUUGUUUUCCUUUUCAUUUUUCAGUUUGAUUUUGUUGUUGUUGAUGUUGUUGUUGUUGAUGAUGUUAAUGUUGAUGUUGAUGUUGUUGUUGCUGUUGUUGUCGGGUUUUUUUCUGCUUUUUUUUUUUUUUUUUCAUUAUUUUUUCAUUUUUUUGGUUUUGUUUUUUACCUUAAUGGCCGGACCAGUCCUUGCUAUCCUUCUUAACCGGGUUUAAGAACACUUUUCACAGUUGUCCGAGCUGUCGCGCACGCUCACGCAUAUCGAUAACGCUCAUACGCCGUCUCAGACACACACAUCAGACAGUAUUGAAUUGCGUGGCAGUUUUAUCAAAAGUCCUCUUUCUGUCUUUUAAUUUCUCUCGUGUGUGUGUCUCAUCUCUUCUUCUUCUGUAAUGCUUUCACACACUGUGUGUGCAUUCCACCUCUGUCUCUCUCUCUCAAAUCCUGCAGGGAAAACUUUAGGAAUCAGACUGGGGAAUGUUGCUGUGUCUGCUAAGUGGUCGUUGACGCGACACAUCGCUUCCAGCUAAUUUCAUUCUGUUUAUCUGUUUAAUUCAACCAUAACUAUCUCAGCCAUUUCUCAGUGUACUAAGCUUCAGCGGGAAGCCCCCCCUGCUGCUGUUUGACCUCAUGUUUAAUCAGUAUGUCAUAGGUGGAUCGCUUUCUAAUAUAUUUAUGUGCUCAAAACACCAGAGUCACGUUUGCUGCAUAUUGUGCAUAGAUUGCUCCCCAAAAGGAACAAAACUGAAGUCUUUUGGUAAUGAUUGCAUAAACUUUACGGCACUUAAUGGCACUGUCCUUCUGUUUACAGCAGCCUAACUGAGUAGUUUGACAUUUUGGGAAAAUUAUCGCAAUUUUUUUUCUUUUGAAUUUUAUAAUCUUGCUGGAUUAGUCAGCACCCAGCAGUUUGGCUUAGCCUUGAACACUAAGUGGAGCAGAAAACCUUGCAGCACCACUUGUUGUAUCUCAUUUGUUUUGUACAAAAAUAACACCUUUAGUCUUGCAACGGUCUGGUGAUCUGUCCACGGUGUACCCCGCCUCUCAUCCUGUGACAGCUGGGAUUGGCCCCUCCCCACCACGGCCCUGAAUUAGACAAGCAGAAGAACACGGAUGGAGAAAUAUUCCUCUGAACCACAUUUAACUGAGUGGACAUGUAGUAACCACUCGCUUUGCUUUUGUAUUAUUUGUGUGGUAAGCCCGCUGUCACUACCGCCUGCCAUCACUGUGACGCUAACAAAGCAUGGAGGUAAGGAGUUUAAAAGCAAGAAGAGGACUGCUUGUCUUGAACAUCCGUCCUGAUCAUUUGUAGAAGGUCAGCACACCUGUGGGAAGUAACUAGGCUUCCCACCAGCCAUAACAGGAUGUCGAUGGCAGCUUCUUCCUCAACCUCGCCGCUGAGUGUCAGUUACACCCCUAGUUGUCCCAAUUUGUUGCACAAACAACCCCGUCUCGUCUGAUCCGGUCUUUCCAUCCCUGAGCCGCAUGAGGUUUUUUUCAGUGACUUCAUCUCUGUGGAUUGUCCCCAGAGAAAUUGCCUGUGGGUCAUUUCUGCCCGUAUUACAGAAAGCCUGUGUGUGUCGGGAACGCUGUGUGCGUCUGUGUUCUGCUCACCCGUGGCCUCCCCUGCUCGGCCUCGGCCGUGGUGCCGCAGCACUAAAAAGAACCGCGGCUUCGCUAGCAACAUUAAUGUGCCAUGGUCAAGCCACCCUCCUUUGCUCUCAUUUUCCCCUCACUGUCAUCCUCUCCCUCUUCCACCAACACCGCCACCCCCGUCUCUCACGCUAUCUCUCUCUCACUCUCUCUGAGGUUUCUUCUCUUUAUUGGAUGGUGCAGAAGCAGAACCACAAACCAAUUUCAGUCACUCUCGCAAUGAGGCUUGACGGGCCCAAUUUGUCUCCCUCCGGGGCAAUAGGAUCCACUCCAGUGUCCCUCAAAAGACCCCUUUCUUGCGGAGAGAGGGGGAGCUUUUUGUUUGGUGACAAUUGCAAUUGAGCACUCGCAGUUCAUGUGACUCAUUCAAAUCCUGUGCUCCUGGCAGUGUGCACGUUGCAAAGUGAACUGCGGUAUGUCAUCAUUCGCGGUGAUUUCUCGUUUUCCUUUUUUUCGUAAGCAACAAUCAAACUGUACGUUGAGUGCCUUUUUAACAAAGCUUCCAAAUAAUUCCAAAUCAUCUGUGUAAUUGUUAAUAAAGCAAAGCACAUGGAAAAGCUUGUUAAAGAAGCUGUGCUGGGGAAACGCUACUCUAUGGUGCUAAAGAUGAAGCUGUCUUGGGCUUCUGCCUUUCAUUGCGAUCGGUGAUUUUCUGUGGUGAGCCGGCCACUGUUGAUCACUUGGCCGCGAGCUCGAUCUUAACCGGCCUCCUGUCCACUCGAUGACACAAAAAGAUAGUUCCCGAAGUGAACUACACUGUAAAAGCCAUAUUUUUAUUUUCCCUCAGUCGCACCGCGAGCACCCUCCGAAGAUUCCUGUCUUCCAUCCACCGACGGACAUCAGAAGCCAGAUGUGUCACUCGAGCUUUCCCUCACUGACUGUUAUCCGGUCACAUCAACACAUUGGGCCUUUCCUUUCAUCUGAUCUACCACUCAGCAUCUGCUUUUGCUCGCCCUCAGGCUACGAUCUGCUCUUAUCUCCCAUGGAACAAGUCCCUUCCACCUCCAACUGCUAACAACUUACUGUUGGGCUUUAGGGUUCCCUCGUCGUGCCAACGCUGCUCAUCUGUUCACAGCUGUUCGUUUUUAAGUGUCCUGACGAAACAACCGAGCUGCUACACUUUACCAGUUUUAAGCUAGUGUGUGUUUUUGUGUGUCUGGUGUAUAUGUGAAGAGUUGUUUGUGUUAGUGCUUCAACCUUUAGCAAGGUUAUGAGUACAGCAUAGCUAAAACUGAGUUCUCUAGACUUUUACAGCUGCUGUUUUAUAGAGUACAGGAGACAUUUUGAAGCUUAAUAGGACUCAUAAUGCAGGAGUUGCACAUCAGAGAGCAGAGCGUCCUACAAAUGGCCUGAGAUUCAAUAGUAAUGGCAUUAUGGGAAAUGGGAUUACAAAUAGCCAAGAGAUUAUGGGGGAAAAAAUGCACAACAAAAGGAUAUCAGUUCUAUUUUGCUAAUGGAAAUUCAAGAAAGAAAAAGAUGUUAAGGCAGGUGUUUGCUACUAGUGCACAGUACCAAUAUUUCACAUAGAUCUGAAAGAUUACCCAACAAACAGAAAUGGCUUUUUCUUAAUAGCACAAUGGCAUAAUGUACCUUUUCAGAAUACGAAUACCUUCUCCGAAGUGUACAGAGGGCAUGCCUGCAAUUUUAAGGAGGCAGGAGCAGAAACUGCUCCCAUUCAGCCCGUGUGUCAGCACAAACCAGAAGCCAGCCAUACCCAGAGAGAAAGUGGAUGCGUAAGAAGAAAAAGAGGAGGUGAUCAUUAGCUCCUGUUGCCGGGCAGAAAGUGGCCCUAGCCUCAAGUUUCUUUGUCGCGAUGCAGCGGUGUGUUCCCUGUACAGGACUGUAGGAGGUGACCGACGCGACCCCCGUGCUAAUUAGGAGCACAUUCUCGCCCCUUCUUUGUCCAUCACACCAACACCUCCCUCCCUUUUUGUACACAGCCACUCAUCAUUUUAAGUUUUCUGUGUGAUGUGCAGUACCUCGCUGUCACACUUGACUUUCCUCUUCUUCAAGUUCACAGUAGCCACAGUAUGUCCUUUUCAGCUUUUAGAGGGAAGUCUGUUCAUCGCUGUUACGGCUGCUUUAAAGUGCCGACGUCCAUUUGGAACAAGACACCAUCUCAAAAGGAUCCAUCUGGGGUAGUAGGAUGCCUCCUGGGAAUUGGGAUGCCACUGGGUGGAGACCCUGGUGCAGGCCCAGGAUGCACUGGAGGGGAAUAUGUGCAUCAGUUAGCUUGGGAAUGCAUGCUCCACCGGAAGAGGCGAAGGACGUGGCUUCAGAGAGGGAGGUCUGGGCCUCUCUGCUUAGACUACUGCCACCUGUGACCUGGACUCAGGUAAAUGGUGCAAAAUGGGUGUUACUUUUGAGAUAUUUAAUAAUUGUAAUCAUGAGAAAGUACAUGGAAGGAAAGAGGGAUCUCUUAUGACCAGAAAAGGAGGCAUUGUCCAUUGUUGAGAGAAGUUUUGACAAUGUCAUUUUCCCUUCUCUGCUACUUCGGUGCACGAGCAUGUGAGAGUCCUGCUGGAAUCAAAAUUUGCAAGCAACAAUAAUUUGCAAAUCCUACCAUCUGGAUUCUCACAAAUCGCUUUAGUGAAACAGGCCCCUGGACUGUAGUCCAAUGUGAUGCCUGCUCACUGAGGAGGGACAGCAGUUUGUAGGGGUAAUAUCCAUGCUGGCUUGUUUCUCAUAUUAUGGGCCCUAAUGGUGCUCUUUACACCUCUUUUUUCCCUACUCAGCUGUCAGGAGGAUAACCAGUUGCUGCCAGUGUGCCACAAAAGUUGUCCUAAAGUUUCUGCAAUCAUGAUGUGAACAACUUAAAUUUGUGUUUAGACAUUCCUCUGUCUCAUAUCUAAAUCUCACACAUCUGAAACCCUUAAAGAAACCCGAAUCCGAUGCUCAGCAUUUUCUUCCAACUUCUGUUUGAUGCAGGAAGAUGAAAAAAUACUGUACGUUCAGAGAAAGUGUGGGGGGAAAAAGAGAGGGUGUGUGAUUUCUGUUCACACACUCUCUACAAGAUGACUCUGAUCCUCUGUGAGCUUGAGAUACCUAAUGAAGUACAGAUCUUGAGAUGUUACCUACAUCCCGGUUUUCUCCGGUGUAAGUCUUUCAUGGCGAGGUGCUUAUUUCACUGCCUUUAAGGAGGACUUUUUUCUUUUUUUUAAACCCAAUCCGUCCCUUUCUCACCAUUACUCACAAUCACUGCCGCCUUCCUUAAAUCUGCCCCAGAAAAUCAUUUAUGUAGUGUGGCUUCCGCACUGUCAAAGGAGUAAACUCAUUAGAUGUAUUACACGUCACGCUCGGUUUUCACGAGGCUCUUGUGGAUUCAUUCGUCGUGAACGGAGUCGUAGCCAUUCCUCAUUGAUUGUCGUGUGUUAGGAAAACAGUAGUUCAGAGUUACUCUCACAGACUGAGUGUAAAGGAGAGCUGUGGCUCAAUAAGUCAUCACAGACCAGCACAAUCACACACACACACACACACACACUUUCUCUCCGAACAUAUAAUGCAGUGGGAAAAUUGCUCCAGCUAACCCCCUCCCUCCCCACAAGAGCGAGGCCCUGUGCUUUUUAAUUGAUGCUUCGGUCCACCUUUGAUGAGGGCUGAUCGAUUGGCCACACAACCCCAGGAGCUCAGCCACUCAGCCAGCCAGCACAGCCCUCGUGGAGUUCAAACGUCUCCCUGAGAAAUCCAGAAUCUAAUGAUCACUAGGAAAUGGCCAACCGAAUAUGUUAAGAUAGCCGGCACAGAGAGUGCAUUAGGCAUGGGACUCAUUUACCAGAUAAAAAGAGGAACUAUUUAUUAGGACAGCAGAGCGGUUUUUAAUUUGUUUUUGGGGUUUAUUUUGUUUUGUUUUUUUAUUUUUAGUUUUCUCUUCCUUUUUUUUUGGAUUGUUUUGGGUUUUUUCUUCCACUUUUCUUCGUUUCAGCGCCGAGGAGGACACGGUCACGCCUCGCACACGCUGCUCAGUGUGUGUGAUCUUGGAGAAAUUAUCUGUACAUCUGUGGAUGUUAGGAUUUGGAUUUUAUGAGUUGUUUUUUUCUCUCUGAUGAAGCUUUCAAUAAAAAAAUGUGGAAAAAAAGCA